GAGCAUCCCAAAAAAAAAAAAAAAAUCGCCUCUGUCAUACAACCAGGAAGAAGGUGGGAUAGCCCCGCGAAGCUAACGUCCCCGAUCUUUCUGCACACUUUCUCCGAUAACGAUGGGUUCCUCCCGGUGGAAGGUGGCAGCGGCGGCGCUCCUCGCCAUCGUGGGCUCGUUAUUAACGGUGGACGCAGACGAACACGAACACACGUACAUCGAUAAGGAGGAGGUAGUUUUAUGGAUGAACACAGUGGGGCCUUACCACAACCGACAGGAGACCUACAAGUACUUCUCUUUGCCCUUCUGCGCGGGCUCCAAGAAGACCAUCAGUCACUACCAUGAAACACUCGGGGAGGCUCUGCAGGGAGUGGAGCUGGAAUUCAGCGGCCUCGACAUCAAGUUCAAAGAUGAAGUCAUGCAGACGACGUACUGUGAGAUCGACCUGGAUAAAGCCAAACGGGAUGCCUUUGUCUAUGCCAUAAAGAAUCACUACUGGUACCAAAUGUACAUAGAUGACCUGCCCAUCUGGGGGAUUGUUGGUGAGGCAGAUGAAAACGGAGAAGAUCAUUAUCUGUGGACGUACAAGAAACUGGAGAUCGGCUACAAUGGCAACAGAAUUGUUGAUGUAAAUCUGACCAGCGAGGGGAAAGUCCGGCUCGUGCCAAACACACGGAUCGGAAUGUCUUAUUCUGUGAAGUGGAAGAAGUCAGAUGUGAAAUUUGAAGACAGAUUCGACAAGUACCUGGACCCAUCCUUCUUCCAGCACAGGAUUCACUGGUUUUCCAUCUUCAACUCCUUCAUGAUGGUCAUUUUCCUGGUGGGUCUGGUGUCCAUGAUUCUGAUGAGAACACUAAGAAAGGAUUAUGCCAGAUACAGUAAAGAGGAGGAAAUGGAUGACAUGGAUAGGGACCUGGGAGAUGAAUACGGGUGGAAGCAGGUACAUGGAGAUGUGUUUCGACCAUCAAGCCACCCACUGAUCUUCUCUUCACUCAUUGGCUCUGGCUGCCAGAUCUUCUCUGUCUCCUUCAUCGUCAUCAUCGUCGCUAUGGUUGAGGAUCUGUACACAGAGAGAGGAUCCAUGCUGAGCACAGCCAUUUUUGUUUAUGCUGCCACCUCCCCUGUCAAUGGCUACUUUGGGGGAAGUUUGUAUGCAAAACAAGGAGGCAGAAGAUGGAUAAAACAAAUGUUCAUUGGGGCCUUCUUGAUCCCAGCGAUGGUGUGUGGGACUGCCUUCUUCAUCAACUUCAUCGCUAUGUACUACCACGCCUCCAGAGCCAUCCCAUUCGGCACCAUGGUUGCUGUUUGCUGUAUCUGCUUCUUCGUCAUCCUGCCGCUAAACCUCGUGGGAACAAUUUUGGGGAGGAAUCUGUCAGGGCAGCCAAACUUCCCCUGCCGAGUGAACGCUGUGCCGCGACCCAUCCCAGAGAAGAAAUGGUUCAUGGAGCCCGCUGUCAUCGUCUGCCUUGGAGGAAUCCUUCCUUUCGGCUCCAUUUUCAUUGAAAUGUACUUCAUCUUCACGUCUUUCUGGGCCUACAAAAUCUACUACGUGUACGGCUUCAUGAUGCUGGUCCUGGUCAUCCUCUGCAUUGUGACCGUGUGUGUCACCAUCGUUUGCACGUACUUCCUGCUCAACGCUGAGGAUUACAGAUGGCAAUGGACAAGUUUCCUCUCGGCUGCAUCCACUGCUGUUUAUGUUUACAUGUAUUCCUUUUACUACUAUUUCUUCAAAACUAAGAUGUACGGGCUGUUCCAGACGUCCUUCUACUUCGGUUACAUGGCUGUGUUCAGCACUGCUCUAGGAAUCAUGUGUGGUGCCGUUGGAUACGUGGGAACAAGUGCCUUUGUGAGGAAGAUCUACACAAAUGUGAAAAUCGACUAAGGGGCGUAGAAGCAACACAGGGAUAUUAAUGGAUUUGCCUACGACGGCGGGCACAAGUCAUCCUUUAUUACUUUUCUUUUUCUUGCCGAGAGAUUGUGAGAAUCUCACUUCGUACAAUGUAGUUUUUUCAUUUUUCCUUUUUCCUUUUUUUCUGAAUGAUUUUCCACGCCCGCAAACUCGAAGCGACCAAGAGCAAACCUGUGGCGGAAAUAUCAAAACACCAGGUUUUGUUUCUAUCAGUUGAGUUCAAACAAACGUUGGGGCAAAUGUUUAAGGCUGACAUGGCUUCUCUUUAAAAACCCAGUCCCACCUGAGACCAGAGAACAUAAAUGUUUAUCGAUGGAAUAGUGAAGCUCUCUUCAGUGAAGAGGCCGAAGUGUAUUGAAAGCCUUUCGUUCUAUGUGUCCGAAUAUUAGAGAGUUGGGUGCGUGCCCGUGUUCUGACUUGAUUUCUAUUUUGUAUUCUUGCAGUCACUCGAGAAAUCAUUACUACACAGUGCAGUCGUUUGUUCAGACCUAGUUCCACUGCAAAAUGAAAGAGAACUCUGUCGACACUUGAGAAUCAUUCCCCCCAUUUUUGCCGAUUCUUAAUUCCCUGUUACAGUAGCAGUCCAUCCAGUCGAUGAUUUUAGUCCUGCUGUAGUUUACUGUACAGACGAGAGCAGAGGGACUGAUCCAUGGUUGAGGUACAGUAAAUAAGACCAGAUUUCUUUUUUAAAUGGAUGUUUGAUGUGAUCCCAUUUCCCCGUUUAGUCUUGUUUUCUUAAUGUUUGGGUUUGAAUGAAGUCUACUUGUAAAGAUAAUAUAUGGAUGGGGGGGGGAGUGUAUAUAACCUUAAAAAUGUACCUUUAGAUGUAGAUCUCAAAUGUAUUUUCGUUGUACAGAUUUACUACAGGGUGUUUUUUUUUUUUAAGAAUCAUUUUGUUUCUGUUUGGUGCUUGGGGUGGGGCUGGUGGCGCUGUUACAUCUUGCCUGAAAUUGCAUGAAGUUUUUACCGAACCAACGGAUCAUCAGAUUUUCAUUUCAGUCAGCGCUGUCGACUUCGGUUUGUCUCUCUCUCUGAUCGUGAGCAUCCUCUCAAAGUGUAAAGGUACAUUUUGACGAGCUGUAGACUUGCUUGUGGACACUUCUUCUUUUGAUUUCAUGUUUAUUAUUUAAAGCUUUAAACAGGCUCUACAUGUUGGGUAAGCCAUUGUCCCGUCAUGUUCCUUUUGUUGCCCAACCUGAAGCAUCAUUUGUGAAUGUCAAAACGGAAUGAGGCAGUUGCUUUGUUUCCACAAACAUACUGUACAAAGUGAAGUUUAUGUACACUUAAAAACUAGAUGUUUUCAUAGCCACACACACACACAGUGCUGCGGAGUGUUUCAACUGCUUCUUUUCCAUUUUGUGUAAAUACAGUACGUUCCCUACUUGUAUGAGAAGGGGCAAUGCCUUUUUUUUUCUAACUUCCAGUUCUCCCCCACUGAAGUUGACUUUGGCACCUCAUGUUGUGUACCGAUGUCUGAUUAGACAUUUUGAACCUGCAUAUUAACUUGCUGUAAAAAGAGAAAAUAAACAUGUUUAUGUACAGGG
This is a messenger RNA of Hippoglossus stenolepis (Pacific halibut), 3444 nucleotides long. It is a transcript of the gene tm9sf3, whose product is annotated as transmembrane 9 superfamily member 3. Gene Ontology annotation, biological process: protein localization to membrane. The transcript is spliced from 15 exons. The record is from RefSeq and is a predicted model, not a curated record. Gene Ontology annotation, cellular component: membrane. NCBI's taxonomy places the organism in Eukaryota, Metazoa, Chordata, Actinopteri, Pleuronectiformes, Pleuronectidae. The coding region runs from base 113 to 1873 and encodes 586 amino acids.